AGAAAUUAUUAAGUGAUUUAUAUAUAUAUAGAUAUAGAUAUAGAUAUAAAUAGUAUACACACACACAGACACAGGUGGUGCAGGCAAGCACAACAUGUCUGCGGUAGUGUGUGGGAAAAGAUCAUCAUAUUUUUUUGAAGAUCAUUCCACCACUUCAUCCUCCUCAUCACCUUCUUCACCUCCUUCUUCCAAAAGAAUCCGUUGUUUUUCGCCUUCUUCGUCGUCUCGGUUUUUCGCACUCGAUCGUCUCGUUGCGUUGUUUCCUGAUAUGGAUAAGCAGGUCCUUGAAAGAACCCUCAACCAAUGUGGUGAUGAUAUAGAAACCGCUAUUAAAAGUCUUACCGAGCUACGCUUAGCCUCUAAUGAGAAUGUUGUUAGAAACGAAUCAGAUUAUCGUAGUCAAACAAAUGCUAAUGGGUUGGCAAAUGGUGAGGCUGUGCCUGUUGAGAGUUCAACGCUUCAGAAACAACCGGUAGAUGGUGCAGAUUGGGUGGAUCUUUUUGUUAGGGAAAUGGUGAAUGCCUCGAACAUGGAUGAUGCACGAACCCGUGCUUCAAGAGCACUUGAGAUGUUGGAGAAAUCUAUAUAUGAACGUGUUACUACCGAGGCUCGUGGCAUUCAGCAGGAAAAUAUGAUUAUGAAGGAACAACUCCAAGCUUUAGUUCAGGAAAACACGCUCUUGAAGCGAGCUGUUGCAAUUCAGCAUGAACGCCAAAAAGAAUUUGAGGAUAGGGGCCAAGAAUUGCAUAACCUUAAGCAGAUGGUAUCUCAAUACCAAGAGCAGUUGAGAACUCUUGAGGUCAACAACUAUUCUCUGACAUUGCACCUUAAGCAGGCUCAGCAAGGUAGCUCCAUUCCUGGGCGUUUCCACCCUGAUGUAUUUUAAUUAACAUAACUCCUCGAUGAGGAGAGACCAUACUGGGACACCUUAUUAAUGUGGUGAAAGAAGCUAAUACACCAGUACACAUUAAUACACUUAUCAUUUUCGUUUUGUACCUUAUAAAAGCCUAAUCUUGUAAUGAUUAUGAUCUACAAUAGAUCAUUUAAUUUGUCCAGACAUGUAUUGUAUGACGAAAAUAUCAAUUACACAUCUUUAUAAUACAAAGUGGCUGUUACAUAA
Molecule: messenger RNA, 1120 nt
Organism: Erigeron canadensis
Lineage: Eukaryota; Viridiplantae; Streptophyta; Magnoliopsida; Asterales; Asteraceae
Exons: 5
Coding region: 95-886 (263 amino acids)
Molecular function (GO): ubiquitin binding
Source: RefSeq, a predicted model, not a curated record